Molecule: messenger RNA, 7744 nt
Organism: Epinephelus lanceolatus (giant grouper)
Lineage: Eukaryota; Metazoa; Chordata; Actinopteri; Perciformes; Serranidae
Gene: specc1la
Product: sperm antigen with calponin homology and coiled-coil domains 1-like a
Molecular function (GO): protein binding
Source: RefSeq, a predicted model, not a curated record
GGCCCAGCGCCAGUAGUAAUAUGGAAACAAUAAUAAACGAGCCUCUGGAUAUGUAGACAUGCUGGGGAGAGGCGGUGUCCCCCCCGUACGGAGGGUGAUGCUGAGAUGAUGCAACCAGAGGAGGGGGCAGAGGAUCAUCCGGCUGCUGCCAACAGAGAGAGAGAGGCUGACAUCCGAAACCGAUGCUGCCUGCCGUCUGAAGUUGGGGAUUAGUGAAGUGUUUGCCACCCCAAAUGAACACCCACCGGACAUUUAUCAACGUGUCAAACAGAAAAAAUAGGAGAACCUCAGAUUGAGCUGUAAAUGUAUCGGCAUCAGAGAGUUCAGUAUGAAGAAGUCAGUCCGGCCAGCGGUGAGUAAGGUGAGUGGGGAUCGAGGGAAGUCAGAGGCCACGGCUACCGCUGGGACCGGAAAGCCUGCAGCCAAGACUGGCACCACUGCACCUCUGUCUAAGGUGAAAAGCAAUGAUGAUCUUCUAGCAGCUAUGGCCGGAGGGAAUCCUGCAUCAAGUAAUGCUGUCAGCAAGACCAAGAGGACUGCCUCCAUUGGGACUACUGCUAGCAACAUAGACAGCAAGCCAAAGACAACAUCAGGUACUUUAUCCAAGCGUACAACAUCUUCGAUUUCCAAGGAGCCAAAUUCAUCACGAGACCGUCUGCGAACAUCCAGGACCUCAGCCAAUAAGAAGCAGUUGGUAUCAGGGACUGUAUCGGGGGAUGUAGCCUCAGGAAAGCGCUCUCGCAGCCAGAUCCAAGCAGAGUCUGAUGGCCGUAUGAGCAAGUCUAAAUCAGACGGCCAGAUCAGUGAUAAGGUGGCUCUGGAGACCAAAGUGAAAGACCUGUUGGGUUUGGCUAAAAGCAAAGACGUGGAGAUCCUCCGCCUCCGCAGUGAGUUGAGGGACAUGAGGGCCCAGCUUGGCCUGGGAGGGAAGGAAGCACCACAGCAAGAAGAAGCUGGGGAGGAAGAGAAGCCCCAGGUUUCAGCCAUCACAGCAGCUGAUGUGGAGUCCACUCUGAUUCUCUUACAAGAGCAGAACCAAGCCAUCAGAGAGGAGCUCAACCUGCUGAAGAGUGAGAACCGAAUGCUAAAAGACCGCCUCAAUGCGCUAGGUUUCUCUCUGGAGCAGAGGCUGGAUGCCUCUGACAAGCUGUUCAACUAUGCCUCCCUGAGCCCGGACCUGGCAGUGGGCAGCGGGCAGAGUGAUGGUGGUGGAACAGGUACACUGACCUCCUCAGUGGAAGGCUCGGCCCCCGGCUCUUUGGAGGAUCUGCUCACAGGACACCAGCAUGGAGGCUCAGCAGACAACCUCGACAGUGAAUCUAGUGAGGUUUACCAGGCUGUCACCUCCAGUGAUGAUGCUCUGGAUGCCCCCUCUGGAGCUUCCUCAUCAUCUGAGUCAGAGUGCGCACCCAGCAGGGAGCACUCACGGAGGGGCAGCAGCGGCAAUGCCAGUGAAGUGUCAGUGGCCUGUCUUACGGAGCGCAUCCACCAGAUGGAAGAAAACCAACACAGCACUGCUGAGGAGCUCCAGGCUACGUUACAGGAGCUGGCUGACCUGCAGCAAAUCACCCAGGAGCUGAACGGAGAGAAUGAGCGGCUAGGUGAAGAGAAGGUGAUCCUCAUGGACUCCCUGUGCCAGCAGAGCGACAAGCUUGAGUUGUAUGGUCGACAGAUCGAGUACCUGCGCUCUCUGCUGGAUGAGCAUCAUAUAUCAUAUGGACUAGAGGAGGACAUCAAGAGUGCCCGCUACAUGGAGCUGGAGCAGCGCUAUGCAGACCUGGCAGAUAAUGCCCGCUUUGAGAGGGAGCAGCUGCUGGGGGUUCAACAACACUUGUCCAACACACUGAAGAUGGCUGAACAGGACAAUGCUGAGGCCCAGGAGAUGAUUGGAGCACUGAAAGAGAGGAACCACCAGAUGGAGCGCAUCAUGGAGUCAGAGAGACAGGGCCGAGCUGCCAUGGGGGCUGCACUUGAAGAGUACAAGGCAGCAGUGAGCAAUGACCAAGCGGAGCUGAGCCGCUGCAGAGCCCAGCUGGACCAGGAGAGGCAGAGGGUGGCCGAGCUGUACUCUCUUCACACCGCUGGGGACAAAAAUGAUAUCUGCCAACUGCUGGAAGGAGUGCGUCUGGGGAAAGAAGAGGCGGAGGCCAAGGCGGCGAAGUUACAGGAGGAACUGGAACAAGCCCACAGUGAACUCACGCGGCUGCAGGAGACUUUCAGUAAGCUGGACAGGGAAUACAGAGACUUCCAGGAGCAGGUGCAGCAGCAGAUGGCCGAGCAGGAGCGUGUCCUGGAGAAGCAGCGUGUGGACCUGCAAGAGAAAGAGACUGAGAUCGCAGAUAUGAAGGAAACCAUCUUUGAGCUGGAGGAUGAAGUAGAGCAGCACCGAGCUCUUAAACUCCACGAUAACCUCAUCAUCACAGACCUUGAGAACUCUGUGAAGAAGCUGCAGGACCAGAAGCACGACAUGGAGAGAGAGAUUAAGAUUCUUCAUCGUAGACUGAGGGAAGAAUCGAUGGAGUGGCGUCAGUUCCAGGCAGAUCUGCAGACAGCUGUUGUCAUUGCUAAUGACAUCAAGUCCGAAGCCCAGGAGGAGAUCGGAGACCUGCGGCGCCGGCUGCAGGAAACUCAGGAGAAGAACGAGAAGCUGUGCAAGGAGCUGGACGAGCUCAAGAGCCGGAAGCAAGAUGAGGAGAGGGGCAGAGUGUAUAACUACAUGAAUGCAGUAGAGAGGGACCUGGCUGCUCUCAGACAGGGAAUGGGUCUCAGCCGGCGAUCCUCCACCUCCUCAGAGCCCUCGCCCACCGUCAAAACACUUAUCAAGAGCUUUGACAGUGCCUCACAAGGUCCACCUACCAAUGGCAGUGCCACUGUGACUCCAACAGCCUCUGCCACCCCACUACCACGCACUCCCCUCAGCCCCAGUCCCAUGAAGACGCCCCCAGCAGCUGCUGUUUCACCCAUACAGAGACACUCCAUAACUGGCUCUAUGUCAGCAGCCAAGCCACUCUCCUCCCUGAGUGAUAAGAGGCCCAGCUACACAGACAUAACCAUGCCAGCUGAGCACCUUCUCAGGGGAACCUCGGCUAGCCGACCUCAGUCUGUCCUCCAGAGGGUUUCCAACAUGGACUCCACCAAGACAAUCUCAGUGUCCCGAAGAAGCAGUGAGGAAAUAAAGAGGGACAUGUCUGCUACAGAUGCCUCCUCAACCUCCCUAAUGGCUAUGAGCGCUGCCUCCUCGCCGCUCUCCCUGUCCUCCUCCUCCCCCACUGCCUCCAUCACCCCCACAGCACGCAGCCGUCUAAGAGAAGAAAGAAAGGACCCGCUGUCAGCACUGGCCAGAGAGUACGGAGGCUCCAAGAGAAAUGCUUUGCUUAAGUGGUGCCAGAAGAAGACUGAGGGUUAUCAGAACAUCGAUAUCACAAACUUCAGCAGCAGCUGGAAUGAUGGCCUGGCCUUCUGCGCUUUGCUUCACACCUACCUGCCUGCACACAUCCCCUACCAAGAGCUCACCAGCCAGGAGAAGAGGAGAAACUUCACCUUAGCUUUCCAGGCUGCAGAGAGUGUGGGCAUCAAAUGCACUUUGGACAUAAAUGAGAUGGUGCACACAGAGAGGCCGGACUGGCAAAGUGUCAUGACUUAUGUCACAGCCAUAUACAAGUACUUUGAGACCUGACUUCACCAUCUCAGCCACCCUGCUCCUGCAGCACAGUCAGAGCUACACCAGCCCUCCUGAGCUCUCAGCAAUCUCCCAACCCCACAGGCAACUGUUAUACCUCACAGACACCCUCCCCCUCACCACAGCAACACUGCGUCACGCUGCAUGUUGGUCAUCACUAUUCAGCAACACUAAAGGCAGACCAGAACCUCACUGGACUCACACACAGCUACUCCAUCCUUCCAGUGCAGCUUAGAAGGGGCUUUGUGUACAGCUGUAGUUCAAGGGCUUGCCUGUAUGUCCACUGUUGAACUGAUGAGCCAUGAGACGUAACUUUGAUGUGAACCAAGUAUGAACUGACCAGCGAUGAAAUCCGAUAGAUAAUAUUUGCUUCCAAUUCAUGUCUGAAGGAGCAGCAUGAAAAAGAAACCAAGUCUCAGUGCCUUCUACCUGGCGGUUUUUUUUUUUGGUUGUUUUUUUUUUUUUGGCAAAUAAUAUAUCUUCACAGAUCACCCAGGCUCCAGGGUGUUAAGGGAAUUCCUGCAAAUCUGACUGUGUUUUUUCUUUUGUUGGUUAUGAAUAUUUUGUGGAAGCAUCUGCAGAACAACAAACCAAAAGUCAGUAAUGUUGGAAUUCCCCCGCAACCCUGAUAAUUCCCUCUGAAAGGAAUUCAGACAGACACAGCCUUUUUGCACCAAGUCUUCCAGACGUUACAGUUUGAUCCAGGUGCCUCUCUUUCCAUGGAUAAAGUGCCUGUGUGAGUUUUGAUGCAGGAGACCAGGACAUGAGCUCUCAAAAUGGGCCAAUCCUCCACAGAGGCAGUGUCUUUUCACUACAGUUUGUGAAGCUGAAGAUUUGAGGAGUUGUUGCCAAAUAUGUUCCAGAGCCUUUUGAUUGUUGAUUUCUGACUUACUGGUCAUCAGGACAGAGCAAUGCUGCAGAUGGCUACUACAUUAACAUCAGAUCAUGACUGAUUGUUUACUUUUCAAGCACAGAAAUAUGCUAUGUUCUACAACACUACUACACAUUUUGUUAAGCUGCACUAACACACUCUUAUGAUGGUUUUUCACAAAAAGAUUUGUAAAGGUGGACUAAUAUUCUGUUGUGUAUGGAGUUUAGCGCUGAUGUGUUUGCAUUUCAUAGGCCUGCAUUUGCCAUCCUGCACUUCUUUCAUUAGGCACAUAGAGCACACAGCAUCAUUUAAUCAUAACCAAAAUACGAGUGAGUAGUAUUUAGUCUUUUGAUGAAUUGUGUUUUGAUUGACUUUUAAGUUCUGUUCAUAUCAGAGAGCCUUAAACUUUAUCGGCCCACAGGUCGAAGUAGAAAAAUAGUCUCUCAACAUGGACUUCAUGUUGGGAAAAUGUGCCCUAGUGUUUGGAAAUUAGCAGAGAGGGAUUCAUAGACGAGGACACGCUGUAAGGUCAAUACAGCAUCUCAUUGAAGGAAGAGUUUGACUUAUUGGAAAUACACUUAUUCAUGAGAAAAUUCAUACCACUCUAAUGCUGUACACUAAAUGAAAAGCUGGAACCUGGAGCUGGCUAGCUUAGCUGACUAUAAAGCCUUGAAACAAGGGGAAACAACUAGCGGGCUCUGUCCAAAGUUAACAACAUCCAUCCUAGCAGCACAUCCACGUGUAGUCAGACCUUUCCCCACAGCGGUGUGAGCACUAGAGAAAGGUCUGUAUGCACCCAUUAUCAUUCUGCUAUAGGGCAGAAAUGCUCUGGGUUGUUUUUAUUUCUCUGAACCAAUCGCAUUUGUGUAGGGUGGCAUUGAGGCCACAAUGCAGCGAUGGUGCCCUCGCAAAAUCUAAUCACUUAUAGUGGAAGGGGAGGAGAACACUGGCUGAGAUGAUCGGCAAACGGCCAGCUUUACAGUACAAAUUAAACAAACGAGAUACAACAUGUUAAGUAGUGAGCUUCAGAGGUGCUGCUGGGCAGAUUACCUUUGGACAGAGCCAGGCUUGCUGUUUCACCUGUAUCCAGUCUUAAUGCUAAGCUAAGAUCAGCUGCUGGUUCUAGCUUCAGAUUCAGCGUACGUAGAUGAGAGGGGUAUUGUUUUCUUCUUAUCUUCUGAGAAUCAGCAGGAAGUCAAACUAGUGUAUUUCCCCAAAUAUCAAACUCUUUCUUUAAUAUCAGCAAAUAUUGUGUAACCUUUUUGUUUAUUCACACAAAAUAUUCACACGUGAUCGGACAAUUCAUAGUGCCAUUGACUAUUGUGUGUGUAAAUACUGAUGCUGUGUUAGACAGGUAGUUUUUUCAAAUUCCUAGUAUGACUAACUGUUACUAUAGAGCUACUUUGUAGCACAUAAUGUCAUUUAAUUUGUUGGAUUUCAGUCAGCAACAUUAAUGUUGUGUGUAACAUUUUAAAUAGUCCUCAUAUUUAGUAUUUACAAGCAGUAUACAAACAUUUAAUUAAUGGUUUAUAACACACUGUAAUGUAGUUGUAAGCAAAAAUUUUAAAGUUUAUUAAUGUGCAGUAUUUGCAAGCAAUAAUGACUUCUCCUGACAAGACUUAUUUUAUAUGAAUACAACUGUAUUUCCACUUAUGGGUAACAACAGGUGGAGUUUCAAUUGUGGACAAAUAGAUUAAUAAACACUUACUGGUAAAUCUGCUUACAACUACAUUGUAGUUAAUUAUAAAUAAGCUAUUAAAUGUUUAUAUAUAGAGCUUAAAGUGUUACUGUGCAAUGCUGUCUGACUGUGUGUUUAUCGUGCCUCAACAUAUCAAGUUCACUGUAUUUAUUUGCAUGGUUUCCAAUCAUUUUAGUGAGGUCAUUGCUUCAUUGGUGUGUCUGAAGUGUAUAUGAAUUUAUUACACAUACAGUAAGUAGCUGCACUGAGAUAAGCUUUUUUGUAUUUCGCACUAAUUUGCUGCCUUAACAGUUCAGCCGAGGCUUUUGCAAGUGAAACUGUGACAUUUCAAACUGCAGUUAUCUUUGCUCACUAGACGUGUGUUGCAGUGUGGAAAUAAUUUCUAAAACAAGGUCCUUCUUGUUUGUGCCUCCUGAGGAACACUAAUAGUGAGUGAUGGCCAUAAACCAUGUCUGGUGAAGGUGACUACACACUGUUAUGAUUUGGACCAGACGAAGCUGCCAGCUGGUAUCAAUAGCAACAUCAGAAACAUUUUUGUCUCGAUUUAGAAGCACAUCCUGCCGUGCCGUUUGCCAAGCCACAUCACCACUAUGUGUACAGCUGCAUUAAACACUCAGCAAUUUAAAGUCAGCACAAAAGCCUGCUACAAUGACAGUUUUAUUUGUGUGUGCGUGUGAGAGUGAGGUAUUUAAUGACAUUUGAAAGCACUGGCUCUCUGUUGUGAGGUUUGUGAUGCCAUGAUGCUGAGGAUUAUCAGCCAACACUUUUAUUGUGUUCUGUUGUGUUCCACCACCGGUCCCGUGUUUUAUUGCUCCCGACAGGAACGUCUGAGAGCUACAGAAAGAUUCAAAGCUUCUCCAUCCUGGAAGUGGAAUGUGUUUUUGAUCACGCUUUAGUGAUCCUGGGACUUUACGAGGUCCAGCGUGUGCUGAUGUAGAGUGAUUGAUGAACAUGAGGAGAGAGAAGACGGCUGGCAAAGGCUAGGAAGCACAUUCCACCUUCACAUGAUGCUACGAGGGACAUGUUAAACUGUUGGGACCUGAGAUGAUGCCCUUUGAGUGUGUAGCUUUACCACAAUGAGCAAAGCAAAUGUGAACUGUGCAUUAUGUCUUUAUUGGGUCCACGUCAUCACACUAUUUUCUUUGUUUACUUGAAAAUGCUCUGAGAAUUCCACUGAACCUGCUUUAGUUUGUCUUUUUGUUUCCAUGUUGCCUUUUUGUUUUUACAAUCCAUGCCACAUUUUGUUUUUGGUGUGGAAUAUUUUUUUCCUGAUCACACUACACGCAGUGCUGAAAUGGUCCCUCUGUAAAGUUAAAGAUGAAUGAGUAAUUCUGUGUGUCUGUGUGUCUGUGUGUGUGUAAAGGGACUAAGCUACAGUAUUAAGUGCACACUACGAUGAUAAUCAGUUGUAAAGAAAAAUGCUGUCUGGUUUUAUGUUGCUUUAUUUUUUUCUGGCUAUAAAAUAAAUGAAUAGUUAUAAAAGACCAAUGAAACA